AUGGCGUCAGAGUCCCGUGAUGCGAGCCCGGCAGAGCCGUCCUCGGAUGCCCCUCCCGACGACGCCAACCCCGAACUCGACGAGAGCGCAACACCUAAUGCCGCGGCGCCACAAAGAGCCGCAGAUGACGAGGCUUCGGCGCUCAGGCUUCUAACCGAGAAUGUACGGGAUCAAGAUGACCUCGAACGAGACAUCACAUCCCAGGCCAACCGUGCCUUGAUUGAAGCCGAGGAUAAACGGGACCAGAAACGCAUCGAGAAAGCCGAGCUGUCAAGAUCCAAACUAGAAACCCAACGUAGAGCUCAACAACAAAAGCUCCGCACAGCGCAAGCGAACUCCGCAGCGAAGUUGCGCAUCCAGCGAGAAAUAGCCCGCAUCGAAGCAGAAAUCGAGAUUUGCGACAAAGACAUUGCCGACUUCAACACUCGUAUCGAGCAGAGAAAUAAAUUGGACGGAGAGGAUGGACAGACACAGGGGGCAGCGGGCGGGAAGCUGAAAGGGGAGACGCAGCGCGAGUAUCUCAUUCGGACAGGCAAGAUCACACCAUUUGCCACGUUCGGUGGGCCACGACCAGCUGGCGUCGAAGGCGAGCUCGCUGAUGCUAUCAUUGAUGCCGAAGAUGAGGCCGUUGCGGAAGAGCUCGAGGAGCAGGCUGGUGAAGGCCCACGCUCCCAUCAGAAUCUGAGGUUGCCCGGCUUUACCGAAGAUGUGGACGAGGUACCGAGUGCCGCUGUGGAAUCGGAGUUUUCCCUCCGCCCACGGAAGAAACGGAAGGUGCAAAACGCGCCCGCGGAAUCGGAUGAUGAUUUUGCACCGGAAGAGUCGGCGUCGGAGGCGGCAAGCGUCGCGUCUGAGGCUUCGGAAAAUUUCGAUAUGACAGAGGUGUCCCCCAAGCGGAAGCGAGGGACGGCCGCAAAAACGAGCGAGGGUAAGAUUGACUUGAGCAAUAUCGACGAUGGCAAUGAAGCCGUGUACCAGACGAGGCUGAAGGACUGGACUGAGCGGCGAAGCCGAGCAAGGCGGCGCCGCCAGGAAGCUCUCGGCCAGCCAGUUGACGAUGGGUCGGAUGGCGUGGACGAAUGGUUGAAGCCGUCCCCAAACCAGUCUGAUCAUCAAUUUGAGAACGGCAUGAAGUUACCAGGCGAUAUUUAUCCCUCACUAUUUGACUACCAGAAAACGGGGGUACAAUGGCUGGCAGAGUUGUAUGCCCAGGAGGUUGGCGGCAUCGUGGGUGACGAGAUGGGCUUGGGGAAAACCGUCCAGUUGAUAUCCUUCAUUGCCUCGCUACAUCACAGCAAUAUGCUUCACAAACCGGUCAUUGUAGUUGCCCCGGCCACGGUUCUGCGACAAUGGGUCAACGAGUUCCAUCGUUGGUGGCCGCCACUCCGUGUGUCGAUUCUUCACUCGUCUGGGAGCGGCAUGUUCAAUGUUCGGGAUGAGGAUGAGAUAGAGGAGCACGUGGAUGACUGGGAUGACGAAGAACGGCCGAAGAGGUCCAACCCGGCGGUAAGGAGGAUUGUUGAUCGAGUUGUCAAACAAGGUCACGUCCUAGUAACCACCUACGCCGGCCUCCAAACAUACGGCGAUGUCCUGAUUCCCGUCAACUGGGGCUACGCUGUGCUAGAUGAGGGCCACAAAAUUCGAAACCCGAACACGGCAAUCACAAUCUACUGCAAAGAACUGCGCACUCACAAUCGCAUCAUCCUUUCCGGAACCCCGAUGCAGAAUAAUUUGACCGAGCUCUGGUCCCUCUUCGACUUCAUCUACCCCAUGCGGCUUGGCACCCUGGUGGCCUUCCGCACCCAGUUCGAGAUCCCGAUUAGACUUGGGGGAUAUGCCAACGCUACAAACCUACAGAUUAUGACGGCCCAGAAAUGUGCGGAGACUCUGAAAGACGCAAUCAGCCCUUACCUUCUCCAGCGGUUAAAGGUUGACGUUGCUGCGGACCUUCCGAAGAAGAGCGAACAAGUGCUGUUUUGCAAGCUGUCGAACCCGCAGCGGGAGGCGUAUGAAUUAUUCCUGAAGUCCGAAGACAUGGCUUCCAUCCUCAACCGGACACGACAGUCGCUGUAUGGAAUUGACAUACUGCGCAAGAUCUGCAACCAUCCCGACCUAUUAGAUCCGAGACUCAAAACCAAACCCGGCUACACGUGGGGUGAUGACAGCAAAUCCGGCAAGAUGGCUGUGGUCAAAUCCCUUCUCCCUAUGUGGAAACGCCUAGGGCACAAGACGUUGCUCUUCUCCCAGGGAGUGCAGAUGUUGGACAUCAUUGAGGCCUUUGUCCAGCGGCUGGACAAUGUCAGGUACCUUCGCAUGGAUGGUAAAACACCCGUAAAACAACGACAGAGUCUUGUGGAUCAGUUCAACACGGAUCCGGAGCUGGAUGUGUUUUUGUUGACGACAAAAGUUGGCGGGCUAGGCGUCAACCUCACGGGGGCCAACCGAGUCAUCAUCUUUGACCCGGACUGGAACCCUUCUACCGAUGUCCAAGCGAGAGAGCGGGCGUGGCGGUUAGGUCAGAAGAAGGAAGUAACAAUUUACCGGCUUAUGACGGCCGGAACCAUCGAGGAGAAGAUCUAUCAUCGCCAAAUCUUCAAGCAGUUCCUCUCCAAUAAAGUGUUGAAGGACCCCAAGCAGCAGACAUCAUUCAAUCUAAGCGACUUACACGAUCUCUUCACCCUCAGUUCAUACGAGGACGGCGUCACAGAAACCAGUGAGAUAUUCAAGGGAAGCGAUGUGAAGAAUUUCAAGCGUGCCGACCCACAGCAACUGGUUCUGCCUGGGCGCGAUGCCGCACCUCCCAUCCCAAAGCACCUUCGGGACAAAUCGGCUCCUAAACCCGAGCCUAACGAAGCACCGCCGACGGAAACAGCGAGUGCGGACGGCGAUGACCAAGAAAACAUGCUCCGCACGAUCGACGGCAUCGCAGGUCUAGAAACCUACGAAAACCCCUCCGCGCCGCCCCCGAACGAGGAAGACCGGCUCAUGGAGGGCCUCUUCGCCGGAUCCGCUGUGCACAGCGCACUCGAACACGACGAGAUCAUCAACGGCAAAAAGGCUGUCCAGGCUGACCGCAAGAUGCUUCAGCAGGAAGCCAACCGCAUCGCUGCCCAGGCUGCGAUCAGUCUCCGCCGAGCCGGUGAGCAAGCCCGCAACGUGCCCAUAGGCACGGUGACCUGGACGGGCGAGGUUGGCGAGGCCGGUCGGCCAACCAACAUCCGUCGCGGUCAUCGCGGCCCGGGAUCAGCGGCUAUCCUAGCCGGUGUGGCCAGCCGACAGGGCCUUGGUUCGGGAUCGGCUAGUCCUGCCGGCGGUUCAAGGGCGGGCACCCCUAUAACGGGUGAGCAAGCCCAAAACCUGCGCGCGAGGGACUUUGAGAGGAUGAUACCCGAGUUUAUUCGGCGGCAUAACGGACAUGUGCCGUCGAAACUGCUGGUGGACCAUUUCAAUCAGUAUUGUGCGGGUUCACGACAGGCGGAUGAGUUUAAGCUGGCGCUGGGGAAAGUGGCGAAAAUGGAGAAAAGGGGGUCGAGUAUGCGGGGAAUUUGGACGCUGAAGCCCGAAUUUCGGUAG
Dichotomopilus funicola is the source of this 3573-nucleotide messenger RNA. RefSeq names its product DNA repair protein rhp26. Gene Ontology annotation, cellular component: nucleus. Lineage: Eukaryota; Fungi; Ascomycota; Sordariomycetes; Sordariales; Chaetomiaceae. Gene Ontology annotation, biological process: transcription-coupled nucleotide-excision repair. The record is from RefSeq and is a predicted model, not a curated record. Gene Ontology annotation, molecular function: ATP binding; ATP-dependent chromatin remodeler activity. Bases 1 to 3573 code for a protein of 1190 amino acids. The transcript is spliced from 2 exons.